Messenger RNA from Closterium sp. NIES-65, 1271 nucleotides. Lineage: Eukaryota; Viridiplantae; Streptophyta; Zygnematophyceae; Desmidiales; Closteriaceae. The record is from the annotation of a GenBank genome assembly.
AGGUCAACGUGGUAGCCACCAUAGAGCUAACGCGGUACCUGCUGCCAUGCAUGAUGCAGCGCAACAAGGGGCAGAUUCUCGUGGUGAGCAGUGCAGCAGGCAAGCUCCCAGCGCCCACGCAGGGCGUCUACGCCGCCACCAAGCACGCCCUGCAUGGGUACUUCAACACGCUGCGGUACGAAGCGGUGCAGCACGGUGUGGCCGUCACGCUCGUGUGCCCCGGCCCGAUCGCCACUGAGGGCUCUGCUGAGGGGGCAAUCAAAUCCGCAUCCAAGCCAUCUGCUGAUCAGGCACAAGAUUCUGCUACUGCUGCUGCUGCUGCUGCUGCUGCUGCUGCUGCUGGGGGGGAUGAGAAGGACUCGCAAAUGCCAGCAUCGCAAUGUGCUGAGCUCAUUGACUCGCGCAUGCCAGCAUCGCGAUGUGCAGAGCUCAUAGUGAGCGCUGCUGCUUGGAGGCUAGAAGAAGCAUGGAUCUCCAGACAUUGCCUUCCCCCCAUCCGCACCCCCCCAUUCGUGCCUUGCAACCAUCCUCCUCUGUACCCUCCAGCCGGUGCUGCUACGCAUGAACCUCGCACACCGGUGCUGCUACUCAUGUACCUCGCGCAAUUCUUCCCUCCCACCUGCAGCAUACUCCUCUCAACCUCCCCCUUUCCCCCCUCUUUCCUCCCUAUCCCCCAUCUGCACCCCCGCAUGCGUGUCCCCCCAUAUACCCCACAGCCGGUGCUGCUACUCAUGUACCUCGCGCAGUAUUUCCCCGCCACCUGCAGCAUGCUCUUCAGAAAGAUUGGUCCCAAGAGAGUGCAAGCACUCAAGACCGGCAGCAGCAACAUGUACUCUACAAGCCUCCUAUUCACCUGCACAUCCUCCCCUUCUUCCUCAUCCUCUUCCUCCUCACUCACCUCACUCACCUCACUCUCCUCCUCCCCCGUCUCCAUCUCCUCUACAUCUUCCUCCUCGAGCCGCUCACCCUCUCCCACACACCUACCCCGCGUCAUUAAACCCCACAAGUCCCUCUCUUUCUUAUCCCUCACUCACACACCCUCUCACACAUCCUCGCACAAACCAGUGCAACGAUCCACCACCCCCUCACCUCAUUCCUCCCCACCUCGCUCCUCCUCCCCUCUUUCCUCCCUCUCCUCUCCGUCUCUCUCCCCCUCGUCCCUCUCACCCGCCCUCUCUCCCCGCCGUUCACCCAUCUCGGUCCUCCCCCAUCCCUCCUCCUCGCAUCAAGCCUUGUCUGCUACCAAGCCUCCCCUUGACUUGGCCAACUGA